UCAGAAACAGACUGUAUGCCACUCUCACCUGCUUAAAUUUACUACCCCACAUGGGCCACCCCAGUCAAAAAUGCCUGGAUACACCUCUGCUAAUAAGUUACUGAUCGUACAACACCGAGUUAGUCUGCAGCUGCAAAACUGAGUGUACUGAAUUAAGCAAAGUUUCAUGAAGUCAUUGCCUCGCAGCCACUCAGUGCCGGGCUGAAGCUGAAGGAGCGCUGUGAGCUCCACAGUUCAGGAUCACAGGAUCUCUGGAGCGGCGGAGACUCCUCUCUCGGCACAGUCCGCUCAGGUUGUCAACUGCAGCAGCAGCAGCAGCAGCAGGAGCACCCCCACCACCACCACCACCCUGCUCCAAUAAAGUCCGCAUGGAGAUACCACCAACACCGACACCAUGCACCUCUGAACGCUUCAACACACCGUCUUUUGUGUAGCCCGAGGGGGGGAAAGAAAAAGUCUGCAGGAUCACUUUGCUUUUUUGCUCCACCGAGCGUCAAAGGAUUUUUUUCUUUUUUCGGAGAGCGCGUUUCUCUCUUUCUCCUUCCGCACUCGAUUUUUUUUUUUUUUUUUUUUGGGUUUUCUUUUUCCCCCUCACUGGAAAGAAAGAGCCUCUGUCCCCCCUCCACCUCCACCCCCUCUCGGGUCUACCUGCUCGCACAGCACCCAUGAAUUCAGAUAAAAAUGUAUACCUCGGCAGGGACAAAGGCAUCAUGCGGAAGAGAGCGUUGCUCCUUCGGAAAGGUUGCAGCUUCGAGAUUACCAGCUCUGCCUCGGAGGACUUGGGCUGCAGGCGUGGAGACUUCAGCAGGAAACACUAUGGUUCGGUCGAGCUGCUAAUUUCCAGUGACGCAGAUGGGGCCAUUCAGAGGGCAGGACGCUUCAGGGUGGAAAAUGGCUCGUCAGAUGAGACUUUGGACUACACUCCGGGAACCUGGAGGAGAACCGACGUCCAUCUGGAGAAUCCAGAGUACCACACCAGAUGGUUCUUUAAAUACUUCCUGGGAAAAGUCCACCAGAACUACGUGGGUACAGAUGCAGAGAAGAAUCCCUUCUACCUGUCGGUCGUCCUCUCAGAUCAGAACAACCAGCGGGUUCCACAGUACAGAGCCAUCCUCUGGAGGAAGACGGGCACUCUGAAGAUCAGCCUCCCCUACAGCCCGACCAAAACACUAUCAGUCAAAUCCAUCCUGAGUGCGAUGAACAUGGACAGGUUUGAGAAAGGCCCCAGGGAGAUCCUCAACCCAGAGAUUCAGAAGGAUCUGCUGGUGUUGGAGGAACAGGAGGGUUCUGUCAACUUUAAGUUUGGCGUCCUGUAUGCCAAAGACGGACAGCUCACAGAUGACGAGAUGUUUAGCAACGAGACGGGGAGUGAGAGCUUCGACAAGUUUCUCAAUCUGCUGGGUGAUUCCAUUACGCUGCAGGGAUGGGCAGGUUACCGCGGAGGGCUAGACACCAAGAACGACACUACAGGAAUUAAGUCCAUCUACACAGUGUAUCAGGGCCAUGAGCUCAUGUUCCAUGUGUCCACCAUGUUACCCUACUCUAAAGAGAACAAACAGCAGGUGGAGAGAAAGAGACACAUUGGAAAUGACAUUGUUACCAUAGUAUUCCAGGAAGGGGAUGACGCAUCGUCGUCCUUCAAACCGUCUAUGAUCCGAUCGCACUUCACCCAUAUUUUUGCAUUAGUUAGGUAUAAUAGCCAGAAUGACAGUUACAGGUUGAAGAUAUUCUCAGAGGAGAGCGUUCCACUGUUUGGACCUCCUCUCCCGUCUCCGCCUGUGUUUACUGAUCACCAAGAAUUCAGGGACUUUUUAUUAGUCAAAUUAAUCAAUGGAGAGAAAGCCACACUGGAGACGCCAACGUUUGCCCAGAAGCGUCAGCGGACCCUUGACAUGUUGAUCCGCUCGCUCUACCAAGACCUCAUGCCUGACCUGCACAAGGUUCCUUUUUCUCCCCAGAACAUGUUAAACCGACGAUCCUUCAGCGACGUGCUGCCUGAGUCUCCGAAGUCGGCACGCAAGAAGGAGGAAGCACGGCAGGCCGAAUUUGUCAGGAUAGGACAGGCUCUGAAGCUGAAGACCAUUGUGAGAGGAGAUGCCCCGACCAGCCUUGUAACCACAGGCCUGUGCAGAAAAGAGCCAUGGGAGUCCCAGUCGUUCUGCAGCACAUUCCCCUACGAGAUCGUGUGUGCCGACUCCUGGGGUCAGUCUCUGCUGGCUGCCACAGACACAGCGGGGGUCAUGCUGCUGGAUGGCCCUGAUCCGGCUUUGCCCAACGCUGAGACGCAGACUCUGCCUCCGGUGCAAGUGUUUGACAAAACCAUGGUGGUGAAGCAGAUGCACGUUCUCGAGCCUCAGGACCUGCUCAUCACCCGGGCAGACAAAGGGAAGGACGCUCGGCUCUAUGUGUUCAGACUGAGCACGCUCAAGAGAGGCCUGGAGGAGAAGCAGCUCGUCAGAGGGAAGUGCGACAGCCGCGAGAAUAAACUGGAGAAGACGAAAGGCUGUCAUUUGUACUCCAUCAACACCCACCACGGCUCCGAGCUGAGGAUAGUAGCAGCCAUCAGGAACAAACUCCUCCUCAUCACCAGGAAACGCUUUGAAGGCUUCAGCGCCAUUGCCCCGGGAGCAGACUCACCGGUGGAGGAGUUUCAGUACAUACGGGAGAUCUGUCUGUGCGACCCGCCUGUGGUCAUGGCGCUGGUGGACGGGCCGACGGGGGAAAACGACAAUAUGAUCUGUGUGGCCUACAAACAUCAGUUUGACCUGAUCAAUGAGAGCACUGGAGAUGCCUACCGGCUACAUCACGUAGACGCCAACAGGGUAAAUUUUGUAGCAGCCAUUGAUGUGUAUGAAGACGGGGAGGCGGGUCUGCUCUUGUGUUACAACUAUAUUUGCUACUAUAAGAAAGUUUGUCCGUUCAACGGCUCCACACCGAUGAUCCAGUCCAACACCUCCGACUUCCACUUCAGCUGGAACCAGAUGCCCAAUGCUAUCGUCUGUGCGUUUCCUUACAUCCUGGCCUUCACGACCGACUCCAUCGAGAUCCGACUGGUGGUCAAUGGCAACCUCGUGUACACAGCCGUGGUCCCAGAGCUACAGUUGGCUGCUUCACGGUCGGACAUCUAUUUUGUUUCGUCGGCUCCGGUGAGCUCGGCCUCCAACUGCAGUUCCAGAGACACCAGUUCCCAGAGUUCCCCGCAGACGCCCACCGGCUACGAGAUGCCCGUGUUCCCCUCCCCGCUCGGUGAUGAUUCUAUACGGAUUCCCUAUGGUACCAAGCUUUCCCUGUACAUGUCUAAGGAUGCCGAAGGUGAAUCAGCAUGUAAGCACAUGUUCAAGAUCCCUCUGUGUAACUUGGUGGGCCGCAGCAUUGAAAGACCCCUCAAGUCCCCCCUGGUCAACAAGGUGCUGACGACGCCGGGCCCCACCAUGGUGGCCCCGACUCCCCUCAUCUCCGCAACGCACUCGCUUUCACUGUCGCGCAUGGAGAUUAAAGAGAUAGCCAGCCGCACACGGAAGGAGCUGCUCGGCUUGACAGAGGAACCGAGCGGGAAGUCGGACAGUGGAACAGUCAAACAGAGGAAGAUGAGCAAGAAGAACACUGAGGAAGAGCCCAAAGCACGAGCACUGACGUCAACGAACAGUGACAGGUUAGCCUCAGAGUCUGUCGAAUCAGACCUGGACGUCCAGCUGCAUUGUUCGUCCAGUUCGGAGGCCGAGCCGGAGAAGGCGCUGCUGCGAGCGGAGAGCCCGCCUCUCGCCAGCGCAUUCGCCCUCUCCACAUCCUUUGAAGAAGAUGUCCUGGACCUAAAGUGAAGACAAUCCCAUCGUGCACUUCUCUGCCCACCCACUCCUGUACUGUCACACUUAUUUUUAUUGUUUUGGUUGGUUUGCUUUUAAUUUUGUCGUUUGUUGAAUCCUUUUUAUUUUUUUCCUUGUUUAUAUCCCUGUAUCUUGGGUCUCCCCAUUCAUCGGACAAGAUGGGUGCAGUGGGAGUUAAGGAGAUGUGUCAGUGUGUGUGUGUUUGUUUUCACGAGCAGUCCCCUCAGCCACUGUGUGUUGGGUGUUUGUGUUGCCCUCCCCGCAGCAAAUAACCCAAAGAGGCGAUGAGGUUGUGUAAGAUGCCGUGGUUUAUUCAGAGUUCUCGAGAUAAUGUUAACGGUUUGAUCCCAAACCAACAAACUGAAUGUAAAUCUGCGCACCGAGGCACGACAAAAAAAAAAUCUCAUUCACAAUGCCCUCUGACGUUGCUAGAGCUUAAUAUGUGUUGUAUAUUAUGUGGUUAUUUCCGAUCCACUUUCAAAUGUUGUAUGAUAUGCAUAUGUAUGUGUACAUCUGUUUAUACAUGAAAAUGCAUACACAGCGGCAGGCGUGUAUGCCUGUCAUGCCUGUGAUGCAUAUUUAUAGAUAUAUUAUAAAAAUCCAUUUUAUUCCCAUAUUUAGUAAAAGUAUGAUGUUUUAUGCUCUCUGCACAUAUUAGUCCUUAUUCCUCUCCUUAUUCACAGUAUACAGGUAGACAGGGCUGGAGGCAAAGUCUCCCACAAGUGCCAUUUCCUCCACAACAUCCUCCACUGAACUACACUUCUAAACAGCUCACCGUAUUCUGGUGUCUGACAGUAGCAGCCAUGAUUGUGGUCCACGUUAGAUUACUACGGCGAUACCCCACAGCUUCAUUGAGUUUGGAUAAAUUCACUUACCGGAGGCACAACGCGACAUUUUUACCCAAGAAGAAUGAUUUUAAAAAAUAAUAAUAAAAUCUGCAUGACCUGCCUUUGCUACAAGUGUUGUGUCUCCUGCGCCAAAAGAAAAAAUAAUAAUAAUAAAUUAGCUUCUUUGGAAACCACGAGGUCUGCGACGUCAUAUCAAACACAGCAGCAUAGAGCAAACCACAACCUGAGAUGACGGAAAGAGUGCGGAUGUUAAAAGCUUUUUUCUUUUUUUUACUAGACUGUCGUGUGAUGAUGGAUGGUAAUUAUAGAUAAAACCACAAGUUAUAGAUUAAAAACUAAAGUUAAAAGAUAUUAUUGUAUAGAGAGAUGAAACUAUCUUGACAAAUAACUAAACUAAAAAAUAAGGGGUGAAAUAUUUUUGGUGUUUUUGAAGUGGUCCAAGGUGUUGAAACAUUUCAAAUGCAUACUGAAUUUUAGACAUGGAUAUCUUUAAGAAAUUGUCAUCUUUAGCCAACUAAACUAAAACUAAACUAAUACAUGCUGUAGGUAGAAUUAAAAAAAUCAAUAACUGUCCAUGAAAAGCAACUAAAACUAAAAAGAAAUAAACCUAUCACGGAUUCAGCGCUCACUGGGGCUAACUAUUUUAAAGCUUUAUGUAUUAUUUUAAAUGUGAUCCACAGAGGUUCAGAGUCCACAUGCCUUGCUGGUUUUCAUUCCAGGUGUCCUGAUUUACAGCUCGGACACCUGGUGCAAGGCUACAGCUAUGAAUCGUCGGCCAGUUCACAAGACACCGCUGACACUCCAAUUUUCUUUUAUUCCCAUUUCACCAUGUGCCCAUUGACAAACAGCUAGACACGUCUUGACACACCUGCAAAGAGUUUAAUGUACUGAUCAUAUAUCAGACACGCCGCUAACUGAACUCAAAGGUCUUUGAUCAGGCAAAAUCUGUUUCAGAUCAGCUGAAGAUAUUCUGAUUCGCCUACAUUUCCCACAAUGCAGCUUGAUAGCAUCUUGAAUUAACCCCCUCUCUCUCUCUUGUAAAGCAACCUUUUGGUAGAAAUUGGUAUUUUUAAGAUUUAGUGCCCCCUGUUUCAGACCAUCGUCGUAAAUAUGGACCAUUGUACAUGUGUAUUUGUUAUGAUUAUGUUACUUAGGAUCAAAAACUAGCACCACCGCUAAAAGUCAGUCCCAGAUUGACUCUUGUCUGGCGGAUUCUUGCUCCAUCAAUGUCUCCUUCGGUCUCUUCACCUCUGCCAUUAUAUCCACAGAGGCUGCUGAGCCUGGUUGCAUUGCCUGCUUGCCCAGCUCCUGUUCUGGCACGACACCAGUGUUGCUUCCCGUCAGUAUUUGCCUCGGUGGUCCAGAAAACGCCUGUGGCAUAAACACUAACACUCCCCUCGGUGCUCUGAGCUCACAGUCCGGGCAGCCCGACUAACAAACUGAGCUGACUACCUAACAGCAGCUAUAGUUUGCAGCAGUUUACUACACUGUCCAUCAUAAAACUCAUAAUAUUCGAUCCGGUUUUCCCAAAAUCAGUGAAAUAUUUGGUGCUGUGCGACUUAACGUUGUUAUUAGGAUGUUAUGUACUUUUCGUGGGUGAUCAUACCUGGAACAUAAAGUCACGUACGAAUGACAGAGACAUCAUUAGCAUCAAAAUAAUAAAAAAAAUCUGUUAUUUCAUGGUAGAAAAGUUUCAGUAUGUUGCUUAUUUUAACUUAAUCUCAGCAAACAGACUUAAACAUUUUGCCCUAUGGGCCUCAAAGUGACAUAAUCAAAGCAAAACACUGGCUACGUUUGGACACCACAAACAGAUUUUAUACAGCAGAAUCCACUCGCUCACUCACAAAGACCCUCUUUGAGGAAUGAGCUAUAGAUGGAGUGGUGCCUCUCAGCUUUACUCUCUUAUUAGAUGAACUGCCUGACCCGGGUGUCACUCAUUGGCAAUUUCCAUCACCAUGACAACCGUUAAGCGCUGAAUGAGACUGUGCUGAUUAGACUGGUCUCUGGUGGUGUCACCGCUGCUUUAAUACAGAUACAAACAUUUUAUUUCCGCUCAUUUCAUCACUUCAUGACUGAUAGAUGCAUGUUAAAAAAAACAAUUGACUGACACCUGAACACACAAACUAAACUCCCAGUAGCUUAGACACCAGCUGUGUCACCAUCACUUGGUUUCUCCUUACACUAAAACUCUCAUUUCAACACCUUUUUCAUUGCUUACAUUUUAUUUCUCACCCUUUAUUCCAACCGUUCACACUCCUAAAAAAGGUUAAACCAGCAAUGCUGUUCAGCUCCCAGCUACUCAUGAAGCAAUGCAGCUCAGCAUAAGUCCGCCCAGCAGCCAGCAAUCCCCAACGCAAUUAUUCCAGAAAUUGCAUAAAUAUAGUUUUUCUUUGAACUCAGCGCUGAGGUCAUUAAAUCAGUCCCGUGAGUCAGCGUGAAUCAAUCAACAUGAAACAAGAAAGAUGAGUAAUGAACACUAGACAGUCGGGGGGAAAA
Larimichthys crocea (large yellow croaker) is the source of this 7168-nucleotide messenger RNA. RefSeq names its product GTPase activating Rap/RanGAP domain like 3 (gene garnl3). The record is from RefSeq and is a predicted model, not a curated record. Bases 666 to 3818 code for a protein of 1050 amino acids. Gene Ontology annotation, biological process: regulation of small GTPase mediated signal transduction. NCBI's taxonomy places the organism in Eukaryota, Metazoa, Chordata, Actinopteri, Sciaenidae. The transcript has 32 exons. Gene Ontology annotation, molecular function: GTPase activator activity.